Molecule: messenger RNA, 1232 nt
Organism: Papilio machaon (common yellow swallowtail)
Lineage: Eukaryota; Metazoa; Arthropoda; Insecta; Lepidoptera; Papilionidae
Product: tigger transposable element-derived protein 4-like
Exons: 2
Coding region: 222-1232 (336 amino acids)
Cellular component (GO): nucleus
Molecular function (GO): DNA binding
Source: RefSeq, a predicted model, not a curated record
CCGCGCUUUUUGGUAUUCUCGACUUCAAUUGUUCUGCAAGCUGGAUCAGUCGUUUUAAAGUUCGACAUAACAUUGUGGCGGGAAAAAUUGUCGGUGAAUCUUCGUCUGUUGAUCAAAAUUCAACAAAAAACUGGUUGAUAUCUGUGUGGCCAAAUUUACGAAGAAAAUUUUCUGAUGGUGAGAUAUUUAAUGCUGAUGAAACUGGACUUUUUUACAAAUUAAUGCCGGAUAAAACUUUAAAAUUUAAAGGUGACAAUUGUAGUGGAGGUAAGUUGUCGAAAGAUAGAAUAACUGUCAUGGUAGCAGCUAAUAUGAGUGGCACAGAGAAAAAGAAAUUGCUCAUUAUUGGAAAGUCACAAAAACCAAGAUGUUUUAAAAGUGUCAAAUCAUUACCUGUCGAUUAUGCUAACAAUCGUAAAGCUUGGAUGACGUCAGAACUUUUUGAAAAGUGGCUUCGUGAUUGGGAUCGUGAUUUGGUGAAGAAGAAGAAAAAGAUUCUAUUGCUGGUUGAUAAUUGCCCGGCCCAUCCAAAUGUUACUAAUUUAAAGUCUAUAACACUUGCUUUCCUUCCGCCGAAUACAACAUCAGUACUACAGCCAAUGGAUCAGGGAAUAAUACGAUCACUCAAAACGAAUUUCAGGAAGAACCUUGUGCUCAAAAUGAUUAAUUGUCUUGAUGCUAAUGAAGACAACUCUUCUACAAAAAUAACGGUGCUAGAUGCAAUUCUGAUGGUUAAUGAUGCCUGGAAUAAAAUGUCACAAAGUACCAUUCAUAACUGUUUCAAACAUGCAGGAUUCAUUGAAAACCACGACGGUUUACCUAUUCAAAUAUCAGACCAUGAAUUCGAUGAAGGAGAUGACAUUCCUUUAUCUUUGUGGUCACGAAACCUACAUUCAGAUUCUUUAGCAGCACCGGAAAUGUGGGAAGAUUAUGUUGACAUCGAUAGUGCUCUCCUCACAUCCGAAGAACCCACCGAUGAAAAUAUCGUACAGAACAUUUGUGCUAAGGAACAACUCGAAAGUGAUGGGGAAGAAGAAGUCGAGGAAGAACCAUUACCUACCGCAGAAGAGGCAUUAAAAGCUGCAGAAUUAUUAUCCCGAUUUGUUCACAGCAAUAUUGAAAAUGAUAAUUUGGCCAUAGCUAUGUCUUCUAUACACAAUAGCAUUAGAGAUUGUUUAUACAAUAAAAUGAAAAAACAAAAGCAGACAAAAAUUACAGAUUACUUACGAUAA